ACGAAAAUCGUCGGGUACCGGGUCAGCUCCGACGCGGAGCCAGGAGAGACACGGGGAGGGACGGGCCGCGGCGGGCGGCGGGCGCCCCCGCGAGCAUAGAACGCUCCCUCGCCGCCGGAAGUGCUUGCGGCGUGCGGCGUCCCAGCCGGAAGUGUGGCAAAUUCCCAGCAGGACCCGGAAGUGUGGAGCAGGGAUGUGCAGAUGGAGGCCGGAGGAGACACUGCUGUCCCGGGCCCCGGGGGCGCCGGGGACGUGGAGGACACGCGGGGCCCCAGUGAGGAGACCGGGAACGCUGCCGGGGAUCACCCGGGCCCACCCGAUCCUGGAGACCCGGCCCCGGGGGAGCCAGAUGACUUGCCUUUCAGAGUCCGAGGCCAAGGAUGAGCUGUCCAACCUCCUGUCGCCACUGCCCAUGUCGGAGGCCCCGGCAGACACCUUUGAGCCAGAAAGGACUGCGGCCUCCGACAGGGUUCCCAUUCACGGCCCUGACAUCGGCUCUGGAGGCCAGGGCGGGGACCCCAGUGACGAGGACUGGCGCUGCCAACGGAAGCACGUGUUUGUACUGAGCGAGGCUGGCAAGCCGAUCUACUCACGCUACGGCAGCGUGGAGGCCUUGUCAGCCACCAUGGGGGUGAUGACAGCCCUGGUGUCCUUUGUGCAGAGCGCCGGAGAUGCCAUCCGUGCCAUCUAUGCCGAGGACCACAAGUUGGUGUUCCUACAGCAGGGCCCACUGCUGCUGGUGGCCGUGUCUCGGACUUCACAGUCAGCAGCACAGCUGCGGGGGGAGCUGCUGGCUGUGCACGCACAGAUUGUGAGCACAUUGACACGAGCAAGUGUGGCUCGCAUCUUCGCGCACAAGCAGAACUACGAUCUCCGCCGCCUGCUGGCAGGCUCAGAGCGCACCCUGGACCGGCUUCUGGACAGCGUAGAGCGAGAUCCAGGCGCCCUGCUCCUGGGUGCUGUGCGCUGUGUGCCCCUGGCCCGGCCGCUGCGGGAAGCACUGGGCACACUGCUGCGGCGUUGCACAACACCGGGCCUGGCCCUGUCAGUGUUGGCAGUUGGUGGCCAGCUGAUAACAGCAGCUCAGGAGCGCAAUGUGCUGGCCGAGUGCCGGCUGGACCCCGCGGACCUUCAGUUGCUGCUUGACUGGGUGGGUGCCCCAGCCUUUGCUGCUGGUGAGGCCUGGGCACCAGUGUGCCUGCCCCGCUUCAACCCCGAUGGUUUCUUCUAUGCCUAUGUGGCACGCCUGGAUUCUAUGCCAGUCUGCCUGCUUCUGCUUGGCACCCAGCGGGAAGCCUUCCACGCCAUGGCUGCCUGCCGGCGAAUGGUGGAAGACGGGAUGCGUGCCCUCGGGGCCCUGCGAGCCCUUGGAGAGGCUGCCAGCAACCCCAGCACCCACUGGUUAGGUGCCCCGGCCUACAGCGUGCAGGCUGUGGGGGCGCCUGGCCUCCGGCACUUCCUCUACAAGCCACUGGACAUCCCUGACCACCACCGCCAGCUGCCUCAGUUUACCAGCCCUGAGCUGGAGGCUCCCUACAGCAAAGAGGAGGAGCGGCAGCGGCUGUCUGACCUGUACCACCGGCUACACGCCCGCCUCCACAGCUCCUCCCGACCCCUGCGCCUCAUUUACCACGUGGCCCAGAACGAGACACUGCUGGCCUGGGUGACUUCCAAAUUCGAGCUUUAUACAUGCCUCAGCCCCUUGGUGACCAAGGCAGGUGCCAUCUUGGUUGUGACUAAACUGCUGCGCUGGGUGAGGAAAGAGGAAGACAGGCUCUUCAUUCGUUACCCACCCAAAUACUCCACACCUCCAGCCCCGUCUGCAGACCAAGCUCCCCACAAUGGCUUCUUCACGGGACUCUAAAUGAUGGAGCUCCCAGACUGUUGGGAGCGACCAUUUUUGUCUGUUACCUUCUGUCUCCGCCCUGGAAAUGUGGAUGGGGAUCCAUCUGUGACUAGUCCCUAUCUCCAUGGACAGUUGGGGACAAACCUGAGGAUGUCCCCACACUUGGGAGAUGGGCAGCAGCAGCCAGGGGCACAGGCUGCCUGCCUUCUCCCACCCUUCAUGUAUCUGCACCUCUGGGAAAGCCUUCAGUCCUUUUCCCCUCCCUCUUCUGGACAUGCUGGACUUGGAUGUUACUCUAGCCUGCCAAGGGCUUCCCCUCCAUCAUGCUUCAGAAGUCUGGGACUCCGAGGGUGAUCCACAGAGGUUCUAGAAGGGGGAGAACAGAGGCCUGAGAGUAUUUUAAAGAGAAAAUGACACAAAAGGCCUAAACUCCAAGCCCCACCAAGUUAUUCCUUGCCCUCCCUGUAUUUCAGUUCAUUUUUUACCCUUCCACAAAAACUGGGCCCCAUCAUCUGGAGGAGGAGGCUGGCUGUCCACUAGGACACAGAGCACAUGGCUUCUCCCUACAGUGGCUGAGAUCUGGACUCUACAAAGUAGAGAGGUGUACGUAGCUUGUAAAGCCCUUCUUCCCCGUGAAACCGAAGUGACUUUUUCUUCUAGGCUCCUUAAAGAAGAUUUAUAAACAGAAAGGGUUGAAACUCUCAAGUACCACAUGGUUCAUUCACAUUGUCCCCAACUUAGCCUACAACAAAAUAAGCAGUCUAAAGAGGGUGAGGCCUCCCUAGACUGGUGUGUGUGUGCGCCUGACUCUCACCCCCCCGCCGCUCCAUACCCUACCACUGCCCUUGUUCAUAUGGUCAAUGGCGCGUGCGCGUACGCGCGUGUAAGGUCAGCCAGGGCGUGGGAUGUUCUGCGCCUGCUCAGAGCAGAGCAUCCGGUUUCCUGGACGCUGGUAUUUCUGGACUACGUGAGCCUAGCACGCAUGCGCGCUGCCUCCCACCGUCACGUGCCCCACCAGCGCUCCUGCGCAAACCCCCUGCUGGAAAACGGCGGGGAAGCCGGAGCCUUCGGAGGGAAAGUGGCGGGAAUCCCCGGAGGAGGCGUCCACGGAGGAGGCGGCGGCCGCAGGUACCGGGGGACAGUGGGCUGCGCCCCUCUCCCGGCAGAGGGGAGGGAGGGCGUUGUUGUUUCUUUAAAUAAGUUUCUAAGCGUUUUAAUAUCAACACUUUUAACCGUUCCACGAGGUGGAAAUAAAUGAGAAGCACCUUGUGAUGUGGCCCGGACGGACUCGAGGGGGGGCUCCCGGGACCCACGGCCUACGCCGGUCCCCCCGCGUGCCUCGCUUUCAGCCGGGGAGGAUGGGGUGCGCGCGCGUGUGCAUACACACACGGGGUGCGCGCGCGCACACACACACACACACACACCCCGUGGUCCAGCCCCCAGCCUGGACCCCGCUUCACUCAGCAUCUCCGUGGAGAAUGGCCUUGCCUC
Molecule: messenger RNA, 3337 nt
Organism: Dipodomys ordii (Ord's kangaroo rat)
Lineage: Eukaryota; Metazoa; Chordata; Mammalia; Rodentia; Heteromyidae
Gene: Mon1b
Product: MON1 secretory trafficking family member B
Exons: 6
Coding region: 194-1864 (556 amino acids)
Biological process (GO): vesicle-mediated transport; protein targeting to vacuole
Source: RefSeq, a predicted model, not a curated record